UUUUUUUUUAACGUGUUGUUCCCUCAACGCGUCAUUCUUGACACUCUGCAUUGCAAACAACCUAAGAAAUUUUAAUUGAUGGAGGAUUACUAUGACAUCGAUUCAAUCUUGGCUGAAGACCAGAAUGUCAAAUGUGUCUUUCAAAGGGAUGUACCUGGAUUGUCCUGGUUGGAAGGAGGACACGGUGAUACGCUGAGAGCAGGAUCGAGAAUCGAUAUUCCAUUCUGGAUGGCACGAGAAAUAGUAGAUCACCCGGAAGGCACAGUACCGAUGGAUAUUGAAACGCCCGAGUUUUUCGGUCCUAAGGUCAGAAAUGGUCUCCGAGCAGAAGCAACGGUUGUGGAUCUUACAAAGCUUUGUCCAAGUUUCUUUCGUUUUGGGAUUCAUUUCUUACAAUUGAUGGACGAUCCACAGUUGGCAAAAGUAUUAGAAGAGGCUUUCAAGGUACGGUUACAAUUAACUAUGGAUCAUACGCAAUCAGGUGGAAACAACAACUCGACUGAAUACUUGAGUCGAUUAGAUGACACAGAACGUGAACUUUACAAGGCAGGAUUGGAAAGCAGUGCAUCAGUUCAUCAAUGGAAUCAGCAAUCUUUUGGAAGGAUACGGUCCGCAAGCGAGAUUCUUUUAAAAAGGAAACUAGGAGCAUAAAAGAGAAUCAAUCAAAUCAAAUCAAAUCAAUCAAAUCAAGCGG
Messenger RNA from Lobosporangium transversale, 694 nucleotides. RefSeq lists its product as hypothetical. The record is from RefSeq and is a predicted model, not a curated record. The coding region runs from base 79 to 651 and encodes 190 amino acids. NCBI's taxonomy places the organism in Eukaryota, Fungi, Mortierellomycota, Mortierellomycetes, Mortierellales, Mortierellaceae. The transcript has 7 exons. Gene Ontology annotation, cellular component: GINS complex. Gene Ontology annotation, biological process: mitotic DNA replication initiation.